UCAGUUCAGAGUGCGCCGCGGACGUUGCCGCCAUGACGCUCGAGGCAAAGUAACCGCGCUUGGCGGGAGCCGGGAUUGGGGCUUUUCGCCGCGGAGUCGGACACGAUGCCUAAAGCCUGCUCGGCCGUUAACUGUCCCAACCGGGACACGCGGGAGAACCGGGCCAAGGGCCUCUCAUUCCACAGCUUCCCCAAAGCCCAUGAACUGAGGAAGAAGUGGAUGUUGGCUGUGAAUCGCAUUGAGCCAGGCUCCAGGAAGCUGUGGAUCCCAGGCUCAGGCGCCUGCAUCUGCUCAGAUCAUUUCUUCCAGGAUGAGUUCGAGGUGUAUGGAGGACAGAAAAGGCUGAAGGCGGGCGUGAUCCCCUCCGUGUUCUCCUUCAAGGAACCAACAAAAGGGAAACAUCCAUCAAAGUCUGUCAAAACCAUGGGCAUCAGUUGGCCAGUGGCUAGUAUCAGCGAAGCUACUCCAGCAGCUGACUCAUCUCCUGCACAAGCCAAAGCAGUGGAACUCAUCCAAGCGGAGCAUCAGUAUAGCCUGAGUGAAGCUAUGGGCAGCAGAACCAAGUCUCUGAUCCCCACCGGCCCAGUGCAGGGGACUGAACGGGAGCAGGACGCAGCCCAGCGCCGCCUCUCCUAUUAUCAGCAGGAGCUGUGGAGUGUGCUGGAGAGCCUGCGGGAGCAGCAUCUCCUCCAGAAGGACAUGGAACACAUGCUGCGCUCCCAGUUCAGCGCAGACCUGCAGCUCACUUUGCAGUGUGAGGGAUCCCUGAGCGAGAACUACCCAGCUGCCACCCGCAACUUUGCCGUCUCGCUGCAUUUGUUCUCAGCCAAGGCCUAUGAAUUUGUGAAGAAGACAUUCCAGCUCCCAGAGGCCACCACCCUUUGCACGUGGCUCUCAAACCUGGAUUACAAGCCGGGAUUCAGCCAACAAGCCUUCGAUGCUCUGGCAGAGAGAUCUCAAGCAGGGGAGAAAACCUUCAAGUUGUGCUCUCUCCUUAUGGGCUCAAUCCCUUUGGAAAGAAGAAGCCACUAUGACCCUUCCACUGGGCAUUUGCAUGGUUUGAUGGACUUUGGUGCUGGUAAAUAUGAUGCGGAUGAGGUUUCGGCAGCCGGAGAAGCCCUCCUGUUUGUGGCUGUUGGAUUCCAAGGCCGGUGGAUAGUGCCUGUUGGCUACUUCCUCCUUGCCACCCUUAGAGGUGACAUACAAGCCCAGCUCCUAUGCCACUGUAUCCUCAAACUGUACGACAUUGGCGUGCAGGUGGUCUCUGUGACGUCUGAUGCCACAGCUCCCAAUAUUGAGACAGCCAGGCGGCUGGGAGUGGUGGUGGACGGCCUCUUUGUCAAGUCCACAUUUUUCCAUCCAGCUACUCCUACGCUGGAAAUAGCAUACUACUUCGAUCCCAGCCAUUUGUUGACGCUGAUCCACCGCUUGCUGCAAGCCGCCGGCAGCCUCCAGGUGAGCGGCAAGGCGGUCUGCUGGGAUUACCUCCUCCAUCUUGGGGCUCUGCAGGAAGAAGUAGUGCUCCAGGCGGCAUGCCAGGUCGGAGCGAUCAGCCCGCAGGAACAGCAGGUGUGGGGAAAUGGGGCCACGCAGUUGUUUAGCGAGGGCACGGUUCAGGCCUUGCAUUUCGCAGCGAGGCUCGGCCUGCCUCAAUUUCAGGGUCAUGAAGCCACCGCCCACUUUAUCGGGCUGCUGAGUGCCAUUUUUGACACAUGCAGCAGCUGCAGCAACUAUGGGAAAGGUUUCAAGGCACCCCUCUCCCGCGCUACUGCCAGCGCCCUCAACAACCUCUGCAACGAGUACGAGAACCUGCUUCGCAAACUCCGCACUGCCACCGGGGAGCUGGUAGGGCUGAGCAGGCAUCGAUGGGGCUUCAUUGGCUUCCUGGUGAACCUGCGCAGCUUUCAGUGGCUGGCGCAGACCCACCUACAGGCAGAAGACGAGCCCACCGCUUCUUUGCUGUCCUGUUGGUGGAGCCUGGACCCUCUGGAGUGGUGCAGGGGAGCCAUACAGCAAGCCCGUGGGCACAAAGGUGUUGGCCCCGCCUGGACCUUCCAGCGGGCGUACAGGGUUGUCUUGAACAGAGCUCUUUCUGGUCUGGGCCUCGAUCCACCAAACCUGCUUGACAUAUCCUUACGCAGAAGAACUAACCUCCAGUUGCAGGCUUCCUGGACUCUGGCUCGCGGGCAGAUCUGGCGCUUGCCUGGGGGCACUGGGCCUCCACGAGAGACACAGAGCAUAGCCCCAGCCUUUCUGGCCGAGUUGGAGGAAGACGCCAUCGCCUGCAUUUCCUGCGUUGUUUUGGGGAAGCUGCUGCCCCUCCUCUCCUGUGCCGAAUGCCGCGCUGCCCUCUUGUGCCCUUGUAAGGGUGUGCCUGCGGGCAGCGCCCUACUGUGCGUGGAGAGCAAGGGAAGAAAGUACCUCCCGGCAGAGUCCGUACAGAAGGUGAUCCGCCGAGCAAAGCAGGUUGUUGGCCUGCCUUCCUUGUUCCUUGGAGACUCCAGCCACCGCGGGUUCUUGGCGCGGCAGCUGGCCAUCUUGGCAGAUGUGAGUGAGGAGCCCAGUCUUUUCUCAUCCCUGGGCAACCACCUCUUUGAGAGCAACGCUGUGGUUUCCAACCAUUACGUCACUCUGCUGCAGGAGCUUGUGCGAACCUUCUUGGAACUGUGGCUUGAGGCAGGGCAAGGGCAGUUGUCCACGCCACCGACUCAUGAAUGUAGCAGCUCUUUGAAAGUGGCUAAUGGUAAACAGCAAACAGGGAAUGCAAAUGGCCCCAGCAGGGACUGGCCUCAGCAAACGCGUGGACUCAUGGAAUGGUACAUGCCUAUUUGAAGGUGGCGGGAAGCUGAAUGCUUAUGUUUACAUGGCCUUGUAAGAGAAGCGGUAGCUUAUGAUAUGCUGCAAGCUGGUAGAAAACUACGAGGCUGCUUUG
Podarcis raffonei (Aeolian wall lizard) is the source of this 2932-nucleotide messenger RNA. It is a transcript of the gene THAP9, whose product is annotated as THAP domain containing 9. The coding region runs from base 106 to 2832 and encodes 908 amino acids. Lineage: Eukaryota; Metazoa; Chordata; Lepidosauria; Squamata; Lacertidae. The transcript has 6 exons. The record is from RefSeq and is a predicted model, not a curated record.